Molecule: messenger RNA, 1561 nt
Organism: Cicer arietinum (chickpea)
Lineage: Eukaryota; Viridiplantae; Streptophyta; Magnoliopsida; Fabales; Fabaceae
Product: S-adenosylmethionine synthase-like
Biological process (GO): S-adenosylmethionine biosynthetic process
Molecular function (GO): ATP binding; methionine adenosyltransferase activity
Source: RefSeq, marked validated
GCACCGCUUGAACAGAAUAAACCAUAUCAAAGCGGGUUCAAAUCUGUUCAAGCUAUAACUUCUCACUCACCUCUUUCUUAGGUAAUAAUUAAUCAAAGAUGGCAACAGAAACUUUCCUAUUCACAUCUGAAUCAGUGAACGAAGGACACCCUGACAAACUAUGUGACCAGAUCUCUGAUGCUGUUCUUGAUGCUUGCCUUGAGCAAGAUCCAGACAGCAAAGUUGCUUGUGAAACUUGCACAAAGACCAACAUGGUUAUGGUCUUUGGUGAGAUCACAACAAAAGCCAAUGUUGACUAUGAAAAGAUUGUCCGUGACACAUGUAGAAACAUAGGUUUUGUUUCAGAUGAUGUUGGUCUUGAUGCUGACAAUUGCAAAGUCCUUGUCAACAUUGAACAACAGAGUCCUGAUAUUGCUCAAGGUGUUCAUGGCCAUCUCACAAAAAGACCUGAGGAAAUUGGUGCUGGUGAUCAAGGUCACAUGUUUGGCUAUGCAACCGAUGAAACACCCGAGUUCAUGCCUUUAAGUCAUGUCCUCGCGACGAAAUUGGGCGCGAAACUCACCGAGGUUCGCAAGAAUGGAACAUGCCCUUGGUUAAGACCUGAUGGUAAAACCCAAGUCACUGUUGAGUAUUACAAUGACAAAGGUGCCAUGGUUCCUAUUCGUGUCCACACUGUGUUAAUUUCAACACAGCACGAUGAAACUGUUACCAAUGAUGAAAUUGCAGCUGAUUUGAAAGAACAUGUGAUCAAGCCUGUGAUCCCUGAGAAGUAUCUUGAUGAGAAAACCAUUUUUCACUUAAACCCUUCAGGCCGAUUCGUCAUCGGUGGUCCUCACGGUGACGCAGGUCUAACCGGGCGUAAGAUCAUCAUCGAUACAUACGGAGGAUGGGGUGCACAUGGUGGUGGUGCAUUCUCAGGAAAAGAUCCAACAAAAGUUGAUAGGAGUGGUGCUUACAUUGUGAGACAAGCUGCAAAGAGUAUAGUUGCUAGUGCACUUGCUAGGAGAUGUCUUGUGCAAGUUUCUUAUGCUAUUGGUGUUCCAGAGCCUUUGUCUGUCUUUGUUGAUUCUUAUGGAACUGGAAAGAUACCUGAUAAGGAAAUUCUUCAGAUUGUGAAGGAGAAUUUUGAUUUUAGGCCUGGAAUGAUCUCUAUUAACCUUGAUCUUUUAAGAGGUGGAAAUAAAAGGUUUUUGAAGACUGCUGCUUAUGGACAUUUUGGUAGAGAUGAUGCUGAUUUCACAUGGGAGGUUGUGAAACCACUUAAGUCAGAGAAGGUACCUACUGCUUAAGAAGUCAUUCCAAUCUUUUCUCACUAUGGAGUUUUCGAUUUUCUUCUACAAACUUGGUUGUACUAAGUUCUUAUAAUUUUUCUCUGUACUCCUCUUCCUCUUAUGUUUGUUUUCUUUUCUUAUUAUUAAUUAAUGUAUUUUUUAUUUGUGUACUUGUAUGUGUUCCUUUAGAACAUAUAUUUUAUACAUCAUCUGCCGACAAAAUGUUGUCUCCGAAUUUAUCUCAAUCUAAUGUAAUAAAUCCCAAAUUAAUUAAUUAAAGUUCAGUAUAC